AAGAAAUGACUCUCACCGUGAGCAGCGGUGGCAGAGGCGCUAGACUCCACACCAUAGACCACAUCAAUACUUCUCGUUCUCGUACUCCCUUCUCCACAUUCAAACUCAUAAACUUCCCUUACCCAUCAAAACCCCGUCUCCACGUAGUCUCCGCCUCCAAAAAAAACUCCUCCCAAACCGGUCGGUUCGACAGCAAGAAGCGUCGAACCCUCGUCCCGACAACAACAACCAAGGAACAGCCUGAAGAAAACAACGGUGUGGUGUACGACGACGAGGAGAAACCACUGCUGUCUCAGACCGAUGACGAAGACGAAGAUAGGUUUGCUGUGAACACUCGCUUCAGAGGUGAUCCAAAAGACGCGCCAAAGGUUUCGGUUAAGGAUCUUCCCGGGCUUGAGCCUGAUCCUUUUGAAGGUCCUCAGUGGGAUGGUUUAGGGUUCUUUGUUCAGUACUUGUGGGCUUUCGGAAUUGUUUUCGCGCUUGUUUCCGGCGGAAUUGCGGCGGGGACUUAUAAUGAAGGUGCGACGGAUUUCAAGGAGACGCCGGUGUAUAAGGAGGCGAUGGAGUCUCGUGACCUUCUGGAUGAAGCAGAGGGUUCGAACUCGGAAGAUGUGUUUGAGUCUAAUCCGACAGAAGUGGCGCCUAGUUUGGAAUAGUUUCAGUUCAGUGUUUUGUAAAAGCCAUCAUAUUCGAAGUUGAUCAUAAGCUUGUCUUCAUAAUUUUACAGAAUCAAAGUGAUUAUUACACAAGAGUGUUGUUUUCUGUUUACUUGAUUUCAUUUCAAGAACUGCAAACGGUUAA
Eruca vesicaria subsp. sativa (arugula) is the source of this 801-nucleotide messenger RNA. The record is from the annotation of a GenBank genome assembly. Lineage: Eukaryota; Viridiplantae; Streptophyta; Magnoliopsida; Brassicales; Brassicaceae.